GCCGUCUUUACUGGUGACUGGACUCCCUGCUUUACGACUGGUCAAGGAAUAGCAUUUUAAAGUCUGUACUGGUUGUAAGGACUAAUUAUGAAAGAGAUUCAGCCCGGGUCUGAUGUCCGGUCUGAGUUGAACUCAGUAGAGGUUACAGAACCCCAGGAAACCCAAACUUACCACAAGUUUAAGAAGCCCUCAGGUCAUGUAUCUUUGUCCCAGAAUGGAUCUAAUAUUAUGGCUUUUCUCAAGAGAAAUGCUUUUGUUGUUCUCACACUGACUGCUGUCGCAUUGGGAAUUGGCCUGGGCUUUUCUUUGCGACACAUUAACAUGUCAGCCAGGGAUAUCAAAUAUUUAACAUUUCCUGGAGAGCUGCUGUUGAGACUCCUGCAGAUGGUCGUGCUUCCACUCAUCAUUUCCAGUCUAAUUUCAGGCAUGUCAUCUGUGGACAGCAAAGUUUAUGGGAGGAUUGGGCUAAGGGCCUUUGGCUAUUACAUGGUCACCACACUUAUUGCUGCGUUCACUGGCAUUACCUUAGCAGUAAUCAUCCAGCCAGGGAGCUCAUCCAGGAACACUUCAGUGUCCCCUGGUGGUAAAGUGGAGGCUGUGCAGAGCAUGGAUGCCUUUCUAGAUCUAAUCAGAAACAUGAUCCCCUCAAAUCUGUUUGAAGCUUGUUUCAGGAAGUUUAAAACAGUUUAUUCCAAGAGUGUUUCUACAGGAAAUCGUCUUGGUGUCAUCAAUAUUACUGAGGGCAGUGAAAACGGGAACCCUAUAAAUGACACAGUACCAAUGCCAGGCACCUCAGAUGGGGUAAAUAUUUUGGGUCUGUUGGUCUUCUCUGUUGCCUUUGGCCUCAUUCUGGGGAGCAUGGGGACUCAGGGAAAACCUCUGAAGGAUUUCUUUGACUGUCUGAAUAAAACCAUUAUGCAUCUGGUCAAUAAAGUUAUCUGGUAUUCCCCAGUGGGAAUCCUCUUCCUGUUAGCAGGGCAGAUUGUGAAGAUGACAGACACCAGACAGAUAGGUCAGGAAGUUGCCAUGUACGCUCUCACUGUGAUCACUGGGCUGCUAAUCCACAGCUUCUUCACUCUGCCCCUCAUCUAUUUUGUUGUCACUCGAAAGAAUCCCUUCCAGUUUAUGAGUGGUCUUCUCCAGGCUGUCACCACUGCCUUUGGGACUUCGUCAAGGUGAGCCAGAGUCUUUAUAUCAAACAUAACAAAUGGAUAAUGGUGGAACAUCACUGACAUUCAUUUUUUUUUCAGUUCUGCAACCUUACCUGUAACCCUCCACUGUAUGGAGGAAAAUCACAGCAUGGACAAACAAGUGACACGCUUCAUGCUGCCUACAGGUGCCACAAUGAACAUGGAUGGUGCAGCACUAUAUGAAGCAGUAGCAGCUUUAUUCAUAGCCCAGGUUCAUAAUAUGAACUUUAACCUGGGUCAAAUCAUUGUCCUCAGUUUGGUUGUCACAGCAGCAAGCACUGGUGCAGCAGGCAUCCCACAGGCUGGCAUGGUAUCGAUGAUAAUUGUGCUGUCAUCAGUUGGACUGCCCACAGAAGAUAUAUCACUGCUUAUGAUGGUUGAUUGGAUUCUGGAUCGAUUGAGGACUGCCACAAAUGUCCUGGGUGACUGUAUCGGUGUGGGUGUAGUGCAGCAUCUGUCCAGACAUGAGCUACAGAGCUCCAGGCCUGCAGAAGAAAGUUUGGUGGAAGACCGUCUCCAGCUCUGAGCUUCAUGAGGCUUGACAGCAUCCAUUUCUAAUGCUUGAGAUUUAUAUGAUAUAUUAUUUGCUGAGUAAU
Molecule: messenger RNA, 1786 nt
Organism: Toxotes jaculatrix (banded archerfish)
Lineage: Eukaryota; Metazoa; Chordata; Actinopteri; Toxotidae
Product: excitatory amino acid transporter 1-like
Exons: 10
Biological process (GO): L-glutamate transmembrane transport
Cellular component (GO): plasma membrane
Molecular function (GO): neutral L-amino acid transmembrane transporter activity; glutamate:sodium symporter activity; L-glutamate transmembrane transporter activity
Source: RefSeq, a predicted model, not a curated record